AUGCCCCCUUACACCCCUGUCCGUAUCCCAUGGAUUUCAUUACAUACCAACUCUUCGAAAGUCGCGCGGGGUCCCCUACGUGGGACCCAGAACCCUUUAACUUUGAUUUACAAGCUCACGCACAAGAUCGCAAAUCGGUUACCCGCGGUGAGAGUUUUUCUGAUGAUGCAUAUGACGUUUCAUCAUGCACCUCUGUUUCCCCCUUCGCAUCUGCAUCAGAGAGUUCUUUUCCCUCCGAAGAGCUCGAUGUUCCCGUUGAAGUUGUGGACUUAUUCGUCGACUAUGCA
Messenger RNA from Opisthorchis viverrini, 287 nucleotides. RefSeq lists its product as hypothetical. The record is from RefSeq and is a predicted model, not a curated record. The annotation marks the transcript as partial. NCBI's taxonomy places the organism in Eukaryota, Metazoa, Platyhelminthes, Trematoda, Opisthorchiida, Opisthorchiidae. The transcript has 2 exons.